GCGUUUCCUGGGCUUUCCUGAAGAAAAUGCACGCAGUGUUUCCUCUGGAUGACGGCCUUUGCUUCCCCUAGGACCUGGCAGUUAGGCUCUGGAGUGUGUUACUGAUUCAUCCUCUCUCUGCCUCUGUCAUCGCAGGUUUAAACUUAAACGAUCGCUCCCCGAGGAGGAGGGGACCCGCCGCGCGAUUGACAGUAUAUUCCUGCAGGCGCCGUCCCUCAGCCCCCACCCCACGGCCGGAUUCCCGUGGCUCUCCUCAGGGCUGAAACCGGAGAAGAAAUCCUUAGAUCUCUUGUCUUUACAACAAAUACGAACCUAGAAACCAUCGGCAUUUUGCCUUGGCGUUUCGUAUUGGAAAGAUGAAGAAGUUUUUCGACUCCAGGCGAGAGCAGGGGAGCUCUGGCCUGGGUUCAGGCUCCAGCGGAGGAGGGGGCAGCAGCUCAGGCCUGGGCAGUGGCUACAUCGGAAGGGUCUUCGGCAUCGGGAGGCAGCAGGUCACCGUGGACGAGGUGUUGGCGGAAGGUGGAUUUGCUCUUGUCUUCCUGGUGAGAACAAGCAAUGGGGUGAAGUGUGCCUUGAAACGUAUGUUUGUCAACAAUGAACACGACCUCCAGGUGUGCAAGAGGGAGAUCCAGAUCAUGAGGGACCUAUCAGGGCACAAGAACAUUGUGGGCUACAUUGAUUCUAGUAUCAACAAUGUGAGCAGUGGCGACGUAUGGGAAGUUCUCAUUCUCAUGGACUUCUGCAGAGGAGGCCAGGUGGUAAACCUGAUGAACCAGCGACUCCAGACAGGCUUUACAGAGAAUGAAGUGCUGCAGAUAUUUUGUGAUACCUGUGAGGCUGUGGCCCGCCUGCAUCAGUGCAAAACUCCUAUUAUCCACCGGGACCUGAAGGUUGAAAAUAUCCUCUUGCAUGACCGAGGCCACUAUGUCUUGUGUGACUUUGGAAGUGCCACCAACAAAUUCCAGAAUCCACAGGCCGAGGGAGUCAAUGCAGUAGAAGAUGAGAUUAAGAAAUACACAACGCUCUCCUAUCGAGCCCCAGAAAUGGUCAACUUGUACAGUGGCAAAAUCAUCAGUACGAAGGCAGAUAUUUGGGCUCUUGGCUGUUUGUUAUAUAAAUUAUGCUACUUCACGUUGCCAUUUGGGGAGAGCCAGGUGGCAAUUUGUGAUGGAAGCUUCACAAUUCCUGAUAACUCUCGAUAUUCGCAAGAUAUGCACUGCCUUAUUAGGUAUAUGUUGGAACCAGACCCUGACAAAAGGCCGGAUAUUUACCAGGUUUCUUACUUCUCAUUUAAACUACUCAAGAAAGAAUGCCCAGUUCCAAAUGUACAGAACUCUCCCAUUCCUGCAAAGCUUCCUGAACCAGUGAAAGCCAGUGAAGCAGCUGUAAAAAAGACCCAGCCAAAGGCCAGACUGACAGAUCCCAUUCCCACCACAGAGACUUCAAUUGCACCCCGCCAGAGGCCUAAAGCUGGGCAGACUCAGCCAAACCCAGGAAUCCUUCCCAUUCAGCCAGCCCUGACUCCUCGAAAGAGGGCCACUGUUCAGCCCCUACCUCAGGCUACAGGACCCAGCAAUCCGCCUGGACUUCUAGCCAGUGUUUCCCAACCUAAAGCCCAAGCCGCACCCAGUCAACCUCUUCAGUCAUCUCAACCCAAGCAGCCACAAGCUCCAGCCACCCCACAGCAGACACCGGCUACCCAGACCCAAGGUCUGCCCAGCCAGGCCCAGGCCACUCCCCAGCACCAGCAGCAGCUCCUCCUCAAGCCACAGCAGCCACAGCAGCCACAGCCACAGCCACAGCCACAGCCACAGCAGCCUACAGCACCACCACAGCCAGCAGGCACCUUUUACCAGCAGCAGCAGCAGCAGCAGCAGCAGCAGCAGGCUCAGACUCAGCAGUUUCAGGCAGUACACCCAACAGCCCAGCAACCAGUCACUGCUCAGUUCCCUGUGGUGUCCCAGGGAGGCUCUCAGCAACAGCUGAUGCAGAACUUCUACCAGCAGCAACAGCAGCAGCAACAGCAGCAGCUGAUGGCUCAACAGGCUGCCCUGCAGCAGAAGACUGCUGUGGUAGUACCACAGCCUCAGGCACAGCCAGCCUCAGCCCCACAGGCAGUCGCUGCCCAGGAGCCUGUGCAGAUUCAAGCCUCAGCAAGACAACAGCCAAAAGUUCAGACAACUCCACCUCCAACCAUCCAGGGACAGAAAGUUGGGUCUCUCACUCCUCCAUCAUCCCCCAAAACCCAACGUGCUGGGCACAGAAGGAUUCUCAGUGAUGUAACCCACAGUGCAGUCUUUGGGGUUCCUGCCAGCAAAUCAACCCAGCUGCUUCAGGCAGCUGCAGCUGAGGCCAGUCUCAAUAAAUCUAAGUCUGCAACCACCACUCCCUCAGGCUCUCCACGGACUUCACAGCAGAAUGUUUCUAAUGCUUCAGAAGGCUCCACAUGGAAUCCUUUUGAUGACGACAACUUCUCCAAACUCACAGCUGAAGAGCUGCUGAACAAGGACUUCGCCAAGCUUGGGGAAGGAAAGCUUCCUGAGAAGCUUGGUGGCUCUGCAGAGAGUUUGAUCCCAGGCUUCCAGCCAACACAAGGAGAUGCCUUUGCCACUUCCUCAUUUUCUGCUGGAACCGCUGAAAAAAGGAAGGGGGGGCAGGCUGUGGACUCUGGCAUCCCACUUCUAAGUGUGUCUGAUCCCUUUAUUCCUCUUCAAGUACCUGAUGCUCCAGAAAAACUAAUCGAGGGACUCAAAUCUCCUGACACUUCUCUUCUGCUCCCUGACCUCUUGCCUAUGACAGAUCCUUUUGGCAGCACUUCUGAUGCUGUGAUUGAAAAAGCCGAUGUUGCUGUUGAGAGUCUCAUACCUGGACUGGAGCCACCUGUUGCCCAGCGCCUCCCAUCUCAAACGGAAUCUGUGACUUCGAACCGCACAGACUCUCUCACAGGGGAAGACUCUCUGCUUGACUGCUCUCUGCUUUCUAACCCUACUGCUGACCUUCUGGAAGAGUUUGCCCCCAUAGCACUCUCUGCUCCCACUCAUAAAGCUGCAGAAGAUAGUAAUCUCAUCUCAGGUUUUGGUGUCGCUGAGGGCUCCGAAAAGGUGGCAGAAGAUGAGUUUGACCCUAUUCCUGUACUGAUAACCAAAACCACGCAAGGUCUCCAGAGAGAGCCCAGUCCUUGUCCUGUAAUUACUGUAGAGCACUUUAAAGAAUCCGUGGGCACCAAAGGCCUCCCCCUUUAUCCAGAUCCCUGCAGAGCUCCUGGCACAAAGACUCAGAACACCUUAGAGUCUGAUUCUCUGGCCCGAGAGGGACCUUCCAGCAACAGCUCCUUCCAUAGCAGUGAGGAGGAGGGCACUGACCUGGAGGGGGACAUGUUGGACUGCAGUGGGUCUCGGCCUCUCCUUCUGGAGUCUGAAGAGGAGGAUGAGAGCUGCAGGCCUCUCCAGGAGAAGCUGGGAGAAGCCACCCUGUUCUCUGAAUCUGGAGUGUCCACUGAGCCAGAAGAAAGGGGACAAGGCGGGAAAAAGAGCCAGUUCGUGCCAAUCAACCAGCAAGCCUCAGAUGAUCUCGGGGAGCCUGAUGUCUUUGCUACAGCCCCCUUCAGGAGCUCUCUGGUUCCAGCAGACGAUAUAGACAUUUUCUCCAAAGCCCCUUUUGUUUCCAAGGGCAGUGUAGCUCCUUCCCAGACAGAGGAAGCGGAUGUGUUCUCCAGAGCUCCUUUUACCAAGAAGAGGAGCAUGGAUGAGUUCCUGGCUGUGCAGGGCUCCUCACAGGAUUUGCCGAUGCAGGCCAACCUCAGUCAGCCCAUCGAAGGGCUCCUGCUUGCAGGCCGAGAUAGAGCCCUGUACACCCCUGCACAUGCGCAGUAUCCUGUGACAGGCUUUGCAUCACAGGCUGGUCUCCCCUCCCACUCUGUCCAGGUGGCAGACCAUUUUGACAGCAACUCUCCCAGGGGCUCUCCCAUGAACUCUGGGAGCCAUUCUAAUGACAGAAACAGAGGACUGCAGCCCCAGAAAGAAGCCUUCUCAGGGCCAGCGGCCGGCAAGCCAUUCCGCCCCCAGGCGUUAUCCAAAUAUUCUAGACACUAUAGCCCAGAGGAUGAGCCAAGUCCAGAAGCCCAGCCCAUUGCUGCCUACAAGAUUGUUUCACAAAGUAAUAAGCAGUUGCUAGCUGGCUCUGUGUCGGUCGCGCCCCUGUCCUCCAGGACUGCAGAGCUGGCCACUGCCGAUCCUUUUGCUUUAGCUCCCUUUCCUUCGAAAGCAGGCAAACAGAAACCCUAGGAGCAGAGACUAGCCUGAGGCCUGCCUCCACACACCCCACCAGCACCUACCACACCACUCCUGGCUGGCCUUUCAGGGAGCAGACCCCAUCCACUGUGACCUUGCAGUCCUCUGCCUCAGAGCAGAAUCACUUCAAGGCAACUAGCCAAGUUGCUGCGAGACCCAGCAGAAGCUCCUUAAGUUACACUUACAGCUUUUGUUUAUAUUCAUUCCCAGGCUUGUAGGCAUUUGUGUCACCUUCAUAGAGGCCUUCCACCGCACUCAGAAUUCUGAUUUUUUUUUUUUCUGCCCAGAAACCCUUUUAAUCCAGGAAUAGUUUAUCCCCAGUUAAUGGGGGCUGUACCACGGCUUUGAAUUCCUACAGCUCCUGUAGGAGUCAUUUGCAUUGAGAAAUUAAGAUUGAUCACUUCAGGACUUAACAAUACUCUUGGAACAGAGAGAUUUCUAGAAAGAAGGGCAAUACAAACCUACUACACAUCUGGAGAAGUUAAUCUUCUGGCUACUCAUCAUUCAUUCCUAUGGAGUCAGCAGCUCGAAAAAUACUCUGGGAUCUGUCACUGAGUCUGAAGGAGCCAAGCUGGCCCUGUGCACACGUGUCUGGGUGCAUGCUGUAGGUCAGAUUCCUUGCCGUGGAAAGGAGUACACAGCUAGGAGAAGCACCCCGCCUCCUACGAUCUGCUUUUUAGACUACUGUGGACGCUUGAGUGCUCAUACGUAUAAGAACCCUUUGUCCUCUGAGUGAGACCACCAUGCCUACCUCCGUUAUCAAAUCACUCGAUUUCCCGCAGUUGCCUGUUAACCUGACUUGAACCUUGGCUUUAUUUAGAUUUUUCUUCUCAUGGUAGAAUUGAAGUUGUUGGACAAUAUGGGGCAAUCCUGCUGGAACUGAGGUGUCAGAGUGAAUUUUUUAAAUUCCAUUUAUCUGGUUUUGAAAAAUCAAUUUCCUAAAACUGGACAUGGUAGGUACCUCAUGACUGUAAUCCUAGCACUUGGGAAGCUGAGGCAGGAGGAUUGCCACAAGUUAGAGACAAACCUGAGCUUAAUACUGAAUUCCAGGUCACCAUGUCUCAACACCCUCUCCUCUCAGCCAAAAAAGUCAUCGGUCCUGUGUUUUGCUGGCAACAGGGGAAGAGAAUCUUCAGAGGCCCCGCCACUGGGAAUUCUGCCUGGGUACCAUUGUUGGGAAAUUCAUUAAUCAGGAGCCCUAGCCACAAGCUAAAUUUGCCUGGGUUUUCCCCAAGCCUUUCCCAUAUACCUCUACUGCUUCGUAAGUGAGUACAGACCUGAGACCUAGAAGUAAACUGAGAAUGGAAAAGAGCUGGUCAGUUGUCCUUGCAAAUCUUUAAAUGAUCUGUUCCUUUCAGGUGUUAAAGUAGAGCAGACAGGUGACUAGCUGCGUGUUCAGAAGUACGUUUUUCUAUGUCUGGACAGCUCUGACUCAUUUCUAGUGUUUUUCAUGCCCUUCAUCUUUACUGCCUUAAAAUAAGCCCUGACUCCAUGGGGGUGUUCCACUGAGGAAGAGUCGGCACCAAGCCCAGAUGCACACCCACUGCUUCUCACAGACACUUCCUCCGCCUGCCGGGGAGUGUGGAGAGCUAUGUACCAAACUAGAUGAGGGAUGUAAAAAUUGCUAGAAGCUAGGCAUGGUAGCAUACCACUGCAAGCAGGGUACACAGGUGGUACAGGAAGGAGUUCCAGGGCAGCCUAGACUACAUAGCACACUGUCCCAAAAGAGAAAAGAAGAAUUACUGAAAAUCCAUCCAGGACUGCAGCCUGAAUGCCAGGCUGCACUGGCAACCAAUUAGUUGUGAUAGCCUUUAAAUUUGAAAGUCGGGGUUUGGGUGCACAAUUUAGCAGAAGAAUGCAUGCUUAGCAUGCACAGUGCCCUGGGGUCUGUGGUCAGCACACAAAAAUAAUACAGUAAAAUCUAGACAGCUUGACGGGAACAUAAGAAUGCCUACUUUUUGUGGUGCCAGGCACCUUUAAUCCCAGAAUUUGUGAGGCAAGGACAGGUGGAUCUCUGAGUUUAAGGCCAGCCUGUCCACAUAACAAGUUCCAGGCCAUCCAGUGAGUGAAACCCUGUCUUUAGAGAGGGUAUUUUUUUCACUACUUUUCUUCUUAGCAUUCUCCACCUGUUUAAAUAACAGACGGUGUGUUGGGGCCAUAGCAGUGCCAGCUGAGGACUCAUCCACCAGAAACCUGCCUUUCACUUCAGUAAAGGCUAAAUGUUGUCUCUAGGAAUUUGCUUUCUCACAGUUAUUAUUUUUGAAUUUCCUGUAUAAUAGUGGAUACAAAUUGUCUUUCUAUUAGAUAAGUAGUUGGACUAAUACACAUGGAACUCUACAACCAAACUUCUCAUGCUUGUCGUCAGGCGAAGUCCGCCAAGGCACAGGCAGAACCGAUGGAGAUGUUCGGAGAGCCCCUGUGUGAUGUCACAGCUCCUCCCAGGGUGCAGCACAUACCUGUAGUCCCAGCUGCUUAGGAGGCGGGGACAGGAGAACAGCUUGAGCCCAGGAUCUCAUGGCCAGCCUUGGCAACACAGAAGGACCAUCUCUUGAUGAGGAACUUCAGAAUGGAAGGUCAAUAUCACCUCGGUGACAGGCUGCAAACUUCUUCCUUUGAUUACUGGAUUGCUCCGUCUAAUCAGCCAUUUCAACUUACAAGGUCCAAAUUAGAAUAAAAUCAUGGAUUCUUUAUCUUACAUAGUUUAAUCAUUUGUGAAGUGUGGGCUUAGGACCUCUUUUUAUUCUUGCUGGAGAUCUACUGAGUGGAAAGUCUAUCUACCAUCUUUGAAUAGAGAAUGAAUGUGACCACAUGUGGACUGUUUUUUUUCUUACAUAGUGAUUCGAGAAGGAAAUCUGACACAUGAUAAACAACAGAUGAAUUCUGAAGGAGGUGCUGGAAAGAAUCUGGAUUACAGGGACAGAGUGUAAUUUAAAGAUCAGGUGUCCUUGUGGGAUGCCAUCCUGAGUGGAAAUCCAGAGAUGUUUGUUUUAUAGGGAAUUAUGAGUGCUUAAAAUCUGUGAACAGUAGCGCGUUCCCAGUGACCAUACUGUAACACUUACUACAAGGAAGAGGAAAACAUUGUCAACAAAGCACUGCACUUUGUUUGUUUUAGUUUCUGCUGUGUGUUCGUCGCUUUGUGUAUUUCAUAGGAAACACCAGAGACUUUGCUCUUUUGACUCAGUAGACAGAAAUGAGCGUUAUCCUUAGGCAAUGCCUUAUGCUGUAUUGUGUACUAAUGAACUCCUAAAUGGCAUGCUAGGCUGGGAGCACACCUCAGAGACAGAGCUGGGCACAGCUGAGGGCCUAGGUUUAGCCCUGUUAACUGACUAGUGAGCACUGCUGACAGAGUUAACUUAUGUGUGGCCGAUUUCUUAGAUUACACCAAAUCCAUGGUUAGAGUCUAAACAAAUGAAGUGAAUUAAUGAAGUGAACUUCUGUGGCGUGCAGAGGCGGAAGGCAGCUUAGUAAGAUCUCACUGUCAAACCUUAAAGCGGCUUGGUUUAUAGUUAGGUAGUAAAGUGUUCACCUAGCAUGUGCAACCACUGGGUUUCUUUAACUCCAGUCCCGGGAGACAGCACAAGAUGCUUCUGCCAUGUGAUGGUGAGCGCCCUCACCAGAGAAAGUGGACAGAAGUUGGUGCUGAAAGCAGAUUUCAGCUCAUUCAGCCUGUUUUGUCCUGGCUUACUUGUGGAGUUGAAGACCUAUGUACUGGCAGAUGCCCCAGUGUGUGUGUGUGUGUGUGUGUGUGUGUGUGUGUGUGUGUGUAACAAUCUUCUUCUCACUAACCCAUGGUAUGUCUCAGUUUUUUUUGGCAACUGGGUUCUUCUAAAUGGUCAAGAAAAUACUGCUUUAGCAGCCUGUUGUAUAGUCAUGUGUUGGAGUCUAUGCUUGUCAGUGUUUUGAGCUAGUCUUCACUGGUGCGUGAAGUAUUAGAGUGAUCUGAUGAUAAGAAAUAAUGUAUUUUUAUUUUGUAAAUGAGAAUAAUCAAAGCAUGUAUCAAAUUGUGUGAUAUGUACGCAUUACUUUAAAUAGGAAACUUAAAGUGGAAAACCAGGGACCAGGAGAUGCAGUGCCCUCACUAGCAGUAAGUGGGCAACUUCCAGUGGAGUCCAUUUGAGUCCCUCAGAAAUAGAGAUAUUGCCUUCUGUGGUGUCUUUGGCAUUCAAAUUUUAGAACACAUCCCAGUCAACUCCAAAAUGGCUGCUAGUCACAGCAUUUCUGUCAGCAUCAAGGUUAUUUGAUGGGCGGCAGUUUGCAGGAGCACAGCGGUAAAGGCAAGAGCACCUUGACUUCUCAUGGCCACCCUGCUCCCCAGCCCACCAGUGCUUACCUAAAAGAGUAACACUGGGAUUAUAAGUAGAAUCAUGUCAUUUUGAGUUUUUAGUUUUGAACCAUAGCCUUUGUUUUAACUACCAGAACACUUGAAAACUUAGUAAAAACAAAAACAAACAAAAAAAAACUUCAUUAAAGAAAAGGUUUCAAAAUAUUUAAAAUAAAAAGUAGUGUCCACUUGUAGGUGGUUUCCGCUCUGUCCCUGAAGAUCUCCGUGCUCCUUCUCCCCAUUGCUGCUCUCCCUUAAUUGUUUCCCCAGCAUUCUCCUGUUCUCACCAAUCAGUGGGUGCUCAACGGUCAUACUCACUCAUGGCUGUUUCCCUUGCUACUGCUGUAAAAGGUCUGCUUAGGACUCAGGCCUCAGGCCAGCCUUGACAAUCUAACAGUGAAAUGGAAUAAAGGACAGAGAGGGUUGGCAGGACUCAGCCUUCCUCUGGAGAUGGAGAGGAGCUCUUUCCCCGGUCCUACAUGGCUCUAGAAUGAGCACAUAUGUGAGAAGGCCUUAAAGUAGCAAAACUAGCCAAGUGCUGGCCAUGAGGACACAUACCUGUAAUGGGGCAAGAGAUUCGCUCUGAAUUCAAGGCCUGCCUGGACUGCAUAACAAGACCUUGUCUCAACACACACACAUGCACACGGACAUACGUGCACGUGCAUCCUAAAUAUUAACUACAUGUGGCUUAGGCCAAAGUCUCUGUAAGUUGUAAUUUUAUAGGUUUUGUCAGGUGUAUUUCAGCAGCCUCUGGCUUCAGCAAGUGCGCCAUAGUUCUGACUUGAUAGUGAACGGUGAACAUGGCCUGUACUACCUUGUAGUAGAACCAUGUGUGUGUGUUUGUGUGUGUGUGUAUGUAUGUGUGUGUGUACACAUACAUACAGAUACACAUCAGAGGGAUCAGAUUCCUUUUGUCAAGGAAUUCCAGAAUGGAUUUUUAAACACCAGUCAAGGACAGAUCAAGGUUGGCUGGUACCACAUGCUUAGACUGUGUGAGGUGAGGACCCUUGUCCAGUCUCCACACCUUCACUUUGAGACAGUAAAAUCUUUUCCUUCAGAAAUGGUGACCCUGCUUUGUUCUGCAAAUCUACCAAAGAUUCUUGUGAAGGGUUUCUCAGCACAGACAUGCGUCCUCCUGCUUCCUUCUUGGUGUUAACUCCAGCCCUUCCAGUUAGCCAUCUAAAGAGGGCUAAGAAAGGACCACAGGUGGCUGGCACAGCAGCUCGGUUCCCUUUGCCAAAACCUCCCAAGUUAGAAAUGGAGUUGUUUGCAUCUGUGGUGAGGGAAUUGACCAGCCAUUGCUUCAGACUCCUUCUCAAGUAAGCACCUUCUUGUGGGUGGCACUGGGAGGACAGUGGUGACCUGCACCACAGAGCCUGCAAGACAUUAUUUUGAGUGGAACAUUUGAUGUCAUUUUUUUAGGGAACAGAAACCAAAUAACAGAGGCCAAGGACCAUUCGUAUUUCAAGGAGGGAAGAUGAGCGCCCUCUGUUGGCAGUAUUUGGAGUUGAUAGAGUGAGGAGCUCUAAGCAGCCUGAAAUUCUUAACAUGCAAACAAUCUUGAGGGGAAACCAGAAGGUCAUUCCUAGCAGUCAUUGUAAUACCUCUCAUUGCAGGCUGUUGGAUUUGCGUUGUUCACUCUGUGUGAUUUAUCUUAUGUAUCUGUUAGUUUUUAUGGAUAGUUGUUUGGGUUGUAAACUCCUAUACUCUUUAUUAAAAUGAACCUAAUUAAGAGA
This is a messenger RNA of Arvicanthis niloticus (Nile rat), 10346 nucleotides long. The record is from RefSeq and is a predicted model, not a curated record. NCBI's taxonomy places the organism in Eukaryota, Metazoa, Chordata, Mammalia, Rodentia, Muridae.